UGGCAGGAAAUGACAGAAAACCUGAAUACGGAACUGAAGCAGAAACUUCUUGUCUUGAUGAGAAGUGGCAGCAGCUAGAGAGUGUUGACAACGUGAGGAGCUGGGAGCUCAGAGCAGACAUCGCACUAUUGGAGAUGUGGAAGUCGGUAGUAGGCCAUGAUGUAUCUGUUUCCGUGGAGACGCAGGGUGACGACUGGGACACAGACCCUGACUUCGUGAAUGACAUCUCUGAGAAGGAGCAACGGUGGGGAGCCAAGACCAUUGAGGGCUCUGGACGCCCAGAGCAUAUCAACAUCCACCAGCUGAGGAACAAAGUGUCAGAGGAGCAUGAUAGUCUCAAGAAGAAGGAGAUGGAAUCAAUGCCCAAAGCAUCCCAUGGCUACGGAGGUCGCUUUGGGGUGGAAAGAGACCGAAUGGACAAGAGUGCUGUGGGCCAUGAGUAUGUUGCUGAGCUGGAGAAGCACUCUUCUCAGACUGAUGCUGCCAGAGGAUUUGGGGGCAAAUACGGAGUCGAGAAGGACAGGGCAGACAAGUCAGCAGUUGGCUUUGAUUACAAAGGGGAAGUGGAGAAACACACAUCUCAGAAAGAUUACUCCCGUGGCUUUGGUGGUCGUUAUGGGAUAGAGAAGGAUAAACGGGACAAGGCAGCUCUGGGAUAUGACUACAAAGGAGAAACAGAGAAACACGAGUCCCAGAGAGAUUAUGCCAAGGGCUUUGGUGGUCAGUACGGAAUCCAGAAGGACCGAGUGGAUAAGAGCGCUGUUGGCUUCAAUGACAUGGAGGCCCCAAGCACAGCUUAUAAGAAGACGACACCCAUAGAGGCUGCUUCUAGUGGUGCCCGUGGGCUAAAGGCAAAAUUUGAAUCCAUGGCUGAGGAGAAGAAGAAGCGGGAGGAAGAAGAGAAGGCACAGCAAAUGGCCAGACAGCAACAAGAGAGAAAGGCCCUGGUAAAAGUGCGCCAUGAGGCUUCGCAACCAGCAGCCACUGUGGCAGAGCCAAUGGUGCCGACCCCGUUGCCUAAGAAAAUCUCCUCAGAGGCCUGGCCUCCAGCAGGAAGUUGUCCGUCAUCAGAGCCUGAGCCUGUGAGAACCAGCAGGGAACAACCAAUACCCUCCUUGCCCUCGAGGCAGAACCCCCCAGAGGAUGAUGAGGAGCCCCCAGCGCUGCCCCCCAGGACUCUGGAAGGCCUCCAACUGGAGGAAGAGCCAGUGUAUGAAGCAGAGCCUGAGCCUGAGCCUGAGCCUGAGCCUGAGAAUGAGUAUGAGGACGUUGCUGAGAUGAACAGAUACGGGCAGGACGACGAGCCAGAGGGAGACUACGAAGAUGUGCUCGAGCCUGAGAAUCCCUCCAUGCUGGCUGGAUCAUCAGGCUGCCCGGCUGGGACGGGGGCUGGGAUCUCAGCUGUAGCCCUGUAUGAUUAUCAAGGAGAGGGAAGUGACGAGCUUUCCUUUGAUCCAGAUGACAUCAUCACUGAUAUUGAGAUGGUGGAUGAGGGCUGGUGGCGGGGACGUUGCCACGACCGCUUUGGACUCUUUCCUGCAAAUUAUGUCAACCUUAUCCAGUAAACGGCCCUCAGUGUAUCCUGCGCUGUGACUUCCCAUGUCCAAAGGGGCUCUGCCUCCACGCCCCUCCCCAUCCUGCUGCAAGUUUCCAAUAGGAUGUCAUGAGUUGCCUGAGGCUCUAGGCAGACUUCCCUCUCCCUCUCCAUUAGAGCUUGGGGCAGAUACAUCAUGAGGAAGGAGCUCUCCUUCAGUGUCCUCUCUAUCCUGUAAGAGCUCAUAGACAUUAUCUUGUGGUCCUGCCUCCUCCUCCAUGAAUGCUCCCUCUAACACCCCAAGUUCUGCCUUUCGUUUUUUUGAGCUCUGAGCUUCCUGAUUUGCUUACCUGGAAAAGUAUGUCUACAUUGCCUGGUUUACCUGGUGGUAUUAUCUGCCCACUUUCCUUCCCUGCAGAUAUAUCUUUUCUCUACCCAGUCUUAAAAUUGGAAAUAAAGUGGGAUUAUUUUUCACAUCUA
Messenger RNA from Rhinolophus ferrumequinum (greater horseshoe bat), 2014 nucleotides. RefSeq names its product hematopoietic cell-specific Lyn substrate 1 (gene HCLS1). Bases 135 to 1565 code for a protein of 476 amino acids. Gene Ontology annotation, biological process: regulation of actin filament polymerization. Gene Ontology annotation, cellular component: actin filament; cortical actin cytoskeleton; plasma membrane. Gene Ontology annotation, molecular function: actin filament binding. NCBI's taxonomy places the organism in Eukaryota, Metazoa, Chordata, Mammalia, Chiroptera, Rhinolophidae. The transcript is spliced from 14 exons. The record is from RefSeq and is a predicted model, not a curated record.